This is a messenger RNA of Cylicostephanus goldi, 255 nucleotides long. NCBI's taxonomy places the organism in Eukaryota, Metazoa, Nematoda, Chromadorea, Rhabditida, Strongylidae. The record is from the annotation of a GenBank genome assembly.
AUGAAGUUCUCCGACUCACUUAUGUCUUUGAUUGGCGAGUUUGCCGCCAUGAAACACACUCCUGACUAUGUACCAUCGGCAGCCAGUGUCACACCGGAACUCGAAAAUAAAAGAAAACCGAGCAUGGCACCGAAAGUGGAAACUGAACGAAGACACUCGCUACUGAUCAGUGUUGGAACGGUGAGUGAUACCAUUCUUGCAUGCCCCGUAUUUCGAAGCCAUUUUUCCAAGAAUUUUGAAAAAUUGCCUACUUGA